Symbiodinium sp. CCMP2592 is the source of this 3351-nucleotide messenger RNA. The record is from the annotation of a GenBank genome assembly. NCBI's taxonomy places the organism in Eukaryota, Dinophyceae, Suessiales, Symbiodiniaceae.
AUGCCAGAGAUGACAGACCCGAAGCAGAUGAGAGAAGCGACAAGGUCGUACUUGGGCAAGAAAGAAGCUUACGGGCCUCUCUUGGAGAAGCAGGAAGCCAAGACAGUGUCUGGUGGCACGGUGGCUUUUUGGCUGGUGAAUGUUUUCAGCUUGCUGGAUGGGAUUUGCCGUGCCGGUGGUGCUUUCUACGAUUUGCUUCGGAGCUGUGCAGAGAAAGCCGGCGGAAGAGCACUCCGAUUCGCGAUCUACUCAGACGAGGUAAUCCCAGGCAAUGUCCUUGCAGCCCGAACCUCGAGGAAGAGCUGGUGCAUCUAUCUCUCAUGCCUAGACUUCCCUGCUCAAGUGCUUGCGAUGGAAGAGGCCUGGCUCACCAUCGCACUGCUCAGGAGCUCUUUUGUGGCCUCGCUGGAGGGAAGCAUCAGCCAGAUCUUCAAAAUCAUCUUUCGCAGUAUCUUCUUGCACUCUAAGCAUGACCCGGCGGCAGGUGUUUGGAUGCAGGGGCCGAAGGGCGGGUUUCAUUUGUCAUUCGAGCCAAGCAUGGUAAUACAAGACGGGGCAGCUCACAAAUUCGCUUGGAGUGUGAAAGGUGACUCGGGUUCGAAGUAUUGUUUGUUGUGUGGCAAUCAGCGAGCCGACAAUCGCAACGAAGAGAAGAUCCCCAAGCAUGCACAUGCUGCCUUGCAUUUGGUUUCGGAUGACGAUAUUUGGGAUUCUUGGUCGAGGCUCGCCGACCUGAAGGGCCGGUGUUCAGCCAAAGACUUUGGCAUGUGGCAGCAAGCCACUGGGUGGACCUUCAACACAGAAAGCAUUUUUUCGGAGCCUCUGCUGAGGAGGGUGGUCAAACCAGCAACAAUGUUCGUGCACGAUUGGAUGCAUUGCUGCUUGAGUAAUGGAACAUUGAAUGAUGCGACCUGGUUACUUCUCAGUGCCACGAAGGACCAUGGCUUCAAGGAUGUUUUUGCCACUCUGGAGAAAUACGUGGAUCUGUGGACACAGCCGGCUUCCUUCGCACACGUCAAGCUGAAGCAAGUCUUCGAGAACAAGCGGAUGAAAUCCUGUAGAGAAGCGGGGAAGUUCAAAACGACAGCUUCCGAAAUGCUCAGUUUGCUGCCGGUCCUCGCCUUUUUCGUCCGAACCUGCAUCCUUGACAAAGGCUUCCUACCAUCCGAGUGCGAAGCUUUUUUGCAGAUGUGCCUUAUGGUGGAACUAUUGCAGGCCGCCUGUCAUGGGCAUGGUUGUGUGAUUCCAUCCAUGUUGCGAGAGGCCGCCGACAAGUGCAUGAGCUCUUGGUUCGAAACGGGCUGGGGGGAGCACGUAACCCGCAAGAUGCACUGGUUGCUGCAUAUGGGUGACCACUAUGAAAAGCACAAGAGGCUGCCUGCUACAUUCAGCAUGGAGCGGAAGCACAGGACAAUCACCAGAUAUGCAGCAUCCAUCCAGAACACCAGCACCUUCGAGCGAUCCCUCUACGAGGAAGUGCUUGCCCAUGAGCUGUGGCACUUGGAGAAGCUGCCCGAGUUUCCGGUCGCCCUCGCUCUGGAAAACCCACGGCAGAAGCCCCCCCCCAAGCUGAGGGAUCUGGUGCUCCAGAGCUUCCCACAAGUCUCCAAAGAUGAGAUGAAGAUCGCAACGAUCCUACGGCUUCCUGGUGGUGGGUUGGCAAGCAAGGCAGACGUGUGUUUGCUGCAGGCAGACAAAGGGCGGGACCCUCCUUGGGAUUGUGCCGAAGUUUUUUGCCAUGUUUCCGUGCAAGGCACAUUGUGGUCCGUGGUCUCCCUUUGGAGCUUGCAGGAGUACAACAAGGACAAGCACUGUGCAGUGUGGACCGAGAUGGAGCAGCCUGUGAUUAUCGAGAGCAAAGACAUCCUGACAGCGGUUGGUGUCGGGGUGUCAGCCCUGCCGAACUGGGCCGAAGGUGGUGGCCUCGCCGGCUUCCACGGCGGCAACCUGAAGCACAACAUCGGACUGUGGCCGGCCAAGGAUGUGUGCAAGGUCUUCCCGACCGAGGAGUACGAAUCCCAGGCGUCCCAAUGCACUAAGGGUGCCUACACUGCCAGCUCGAUGAGUCAGAUCGACUGCACUGGCAUGGGUGGCACUUACACGGCCCCUGUCAUGGCCACUCGCACCGUGACUACCUGCAUCGGAAACAACGGGAACUGCUGUGUGCAGUACGAUGACAGCAAGAAGAUGUGGCGCGACUCCCUCAUCAUCAUCCUGAAGACGCCCUACUGCAUCGGCACGCUGCUGGCUCUGUUCCUGCAUUUGCUGCUUCCCUUCGAGAUGGAAGAAGAGGAGGUGGCCGAAACCGUGCAGGAAAAGCCUUCCGCCGGAGAGCUGUCUGCUCAGCAGAUCGCUGUAGAGCCUUUUCUCCAGGUUUGGUUCGAGUUUCUCUUCGGCAGCUUGCUGUCCGGCAAUCAGCUGGAGGAUUGGAAGACUGUGAACCCUUUCCUGUCCGAGCAGGAGCUCCAGCUGCUCUCGGACCUUGCAGCUCUUACCAUGCUACGCUCCAAUCGCUUGGGUUUGCUGAGCCGCGCCUUGGAGGAGCUUAAUCGCGUCCGGAUGGAGGUGCAGCUGCUGGAAUCUGGCACACCCCUGGCAGACAGGCGGUCACGGCGUGCUUAUGCGCCAAGCGACUUGGAAGGUGACUACGAUCCGCGCUUCCUGGCGUUCGAGUUUACUCGAAAUAUGCUCCUCAGGGACAACCAGGUGGACCUCGUCAGGGAUUUCGUGACAAGCCUGGAAACUGCUAAGAAGGAUGCUGGCGGUUGCAGCGCCAUGGUGAAGCAGAUGAUUAUGGGGCAGGGCAAGACCACCGUUGUCUGCCCUUUGCUGGUGCUCAUGCUUGCCGAUGGGAAGCAGCUCGUUGUCCUCGUUGUUCCUGGUGCCCUGUUGGACAUGUCUCGCCGUGUCCUGCGAGCCACCUUCGCUUCCGUCCUGACCAAAAAGGUGGGUACUUUCGAGUGCGAGAGAUCCUCCUCCUUUGACCCACAUCUGCUGCGGAAGCUGGAGAAGGCAAAGACUUCGGGCGCCGCAGUUGUAACGGUGCCAACAUCAGUGAAGUCUCUGAUGCUGCGCAUGAUUGAGCUCAUGAUGAAGCUCCAGACGAAGGGCAAGGAGGCCGACACCAGCGUUACAGAGACGCGGUCUCAGGUGCGGCAGCUUUCGAAGGCACUUGCACUUUUCCGCCAGGGCGCUGUGCUCAUGGAUGAGGUGGAUGUGGUGCUACACCCGCUGAAGUCGGAGCUGAACUUCCCCUACGGCCCCAAGGAUGCGCGCAUGUGCGACGGACGGCUUUCUAUGCAGGAACCUCUGGACGGUUCCUCCCCUCGUGCUUUCCGCUGGGCCGGGUAG